Molecule: messenger RNA, 4547 nt
Organism: Rhea pennata
Lineage: Eukaryota; Metazoa; Chordata; Aves; Rheiformes; Rheidae
Gene: ASAP1
Product: ArfGAP with SH3 domain, ankyrin repeat and PH domain 1
Exons: 28
Coding region: 225-3554 (1109 amino acids)
Biological process (GO): positive regulation of GTPase activity; positive regulation of membrane tubulation; cilium assembly
Cellular component (GO): podosome; cytoplasm
Molecular function (GO): GTPase activator activity; protein binding
Source: RefSeq, a predicted model, not a curated record
UGCGCGUAGAGGGGCGAAGCCCCCGCCUGGCCGCCGCUCGGCUGCUCGGAUGCCGCGGAGUUCUGCUCCCUCCUAACAUCUUCCCUUCUCCCCCCCCCCUUUUUUUUUUUUUUAAUUAAUUUCUUCCUCUCUUUAUCCCACACCUCUUCCCGCCCCCCAAACUUGUUCUCCCCUCCGGACCCGCGUGCUUCUCUCCGGCCGGGCUUUCCCCGUGGGGCAGGAUCAUGCCGGACCAGAUCACCGUGUCGGAGUUCAUCGCGGAGACCACCGAGGAUUACAACUCCCCCACCACCUCCAGCUUCACUACCCGGCUGCAGAACUGCCGAAACACCGUCACGCUGCUGGAAGAGGCAUUGGAUCAAGACAGGACUGCACUACAGAAAGUGAAAAAAUCUGUGAAAGCAAUAUAUAGUUCAGGACAAGAUCAUGUUCAAAAUGAAGAAAACUAUGCACAAGUACUAGAUAAAUUUGGAAGUAAUUUUUUAAGUCGGGAUAACCCAGAUCUUGGUACAGCUUUUGUAAAAUUUUCCACGCUUACUAAAGAAUUAUCAACGCUGCUGAAGAAUCUGCUGCAGGGUUUAAGCCACAAUGUUAUUUUCACUUUGGAUUCUCUGUUAAAAGGAGACUUAAAAGGUGUUAAGGGGGACCUUAAAAAGCCUUUUGACAAAGCCUGGAAGGACUAUGAAACCAAAUUUACAAAAAUUGAAAAGGAGAAGCGAGAACAUGCAAAACAGCACGGGAUGAUACGAACUGAGAUAACAGGAGCUGAGAUAGCAGAAGAAAUGGAGAAGGAAAGGCGGCUAUUUCAGCUGCAGAUGUGUGAAUAUCUUAUUAAGGUAAAUGAAAUCAAGACAAAAAAAGGUGUGGACCUUCUGCAGAAUCUUAUUAAGUAUUAUCAUGCACAAUGCAACUUCUUCCAAGAUGGCUUGAAAACAGCUGAUAAACUUAAACAGUACAUUGAAAAGUUGGCUGCAGAUUUAUAUAAUAUAAAGCAGACACAAGAUGAAGAAAAAAAACAACUUACUGCUCUUCGUGAUUUGAUAAAAUCAUCUCUGCAGCUUGAUCAGAAAGAGGAUUCACAGAGCAGGCAAGGAGGAUAUAGCAUGCAUCAGCUUCAGGGGAAUAAAGAAUAUGGCAGUGAGAAGAAAGGUUAUCUUUUAAAGAAGAGUGAUGGUUUAAGGAAAGUUUGGCAAAGAAGAAAGUGCACAGUUAAAAACGGAAUUCUUACCAUAUCACAUGCAACGUCCAAUAGGCAACCAGCUAAACUGAAUUUACUGACCUGCCAAGUGAAGCCAAAUGCUGAAGACAAGAAGUCUUUUGAUCUAAUAUCACAUAACAGAACAUACCACUUUCAGGCAGAAGAUGAACAAGAAUACGUAGCAUGGAUAUCAGUAUUGACUAACAGCAAAGAAGAAGCAUUAAAUAUGGCAUUCCGCGGAGAGCAGAGCACAGGGGAAAACAGUUUAGAGGAUCUGACAAAAGCCAUUAUUGAUGACAUACAGAGAUUACCCGGGAAUGAAGUCUGUUGUGAUUGUGGCUCACCAGAUCCAACGUGGCUAUCAACUAAUUUGGGCAUUUUAACCUGCAUAGAGUGUUCUGGAAUUCAUAGAGAAAUGGGUGUCCAUAUUUCUCGAAUCCAGUCUUUGGAAUUAGACAAACUAGGAACGUCGGAACUCUUGCUGGCCAAGAACGUAGGAAAUAAUAGUUUUAAUGAUAUUAUGGAAGGGAAUUUGCCUAGUCCUUCACCUAAACCCAGUCCAUCAAGUGAUAUGACUGCACGUAAAGAAUUUAUCACUGCUAAAUACGUAGAUCACAAGUUCUCUAGGAAGACUUGUGCGUCCGCAGCAGCUAAACUGAAUGAAUUACUUGAGGCUGUCAAAUCCAGGGAUUUACUUGCACUAAUUCAAGUCUAUGCAGAGGGAGUAGAGCUAAUGGAGCCACUGUUAGAGCCUGGACAGGAGCCAGGUGAAACAGCACUUCAUUUAGCAGUCCGGACUGCUGACCAAACCUCUCUCCAUCUGGUUGACUUCCUUGUACAAAACUGUGGAAACCUGGAUAAGCAAACAGCAUUGGGUAAUACAGUUCUACACUACUGCAGUAUGUAUAAUAAGCCUGAGUGUUUGAAAUUACUUUUGAGGGGGAAGCCAACUAUUGAUCUGGUAAACCAAGCAGGAGAGACAGCUCUGGACACAGCAAAAAGAAUGAAAGCUGUCCAGUGUGAAGAACUGCUUUCUCAAGCCAAGGCAGGAAAGCUAAAUCCUCAUGUCCAUGUGGAGUACGAGUGGAAUCUUCGUCAGGAAGAAAUUGAUGAAAGCGAUGAUGACUUAGAUGAUAAGCCUAGUCCUAUAAAAAAAGAAAGAUCUCCAAGACCCCAAAGUUUUUGUCACUCUUCUAGUAUUUCUCCUCAAGACAAAAUGACUCUUCCUGGAUUUAGCACUCCUAGAGACAAGCAAAGACUCUCCUAUGGAGCUUUCACCAAUCAGAUUUUUGCUUCUACAAGCACAGAUUCACCAACCUCUCCAACUGCAGAUGCACCUCCUCUCCCUCCUAGAAAUGCUGGCAAAGGCCCACCUUCAACCCUCCCUCUAGGCACCCCAACCUCUAGUGGCAGCUCCACUCUGUCCAAGAAGAGGCCACCUCCCCCGCCCCCUGGACACAAACGAACCCUCUCUGACCCACCAAGCCCACUACCUCACGGACCCCAGAAUAAGGGCCCGAUUCCUUGGGGUAAUGAUUUGGGCCCACCUUCAACUAAGGCUGCGAACAAGUUUGAGGGGAUGUCUCAGCAGUCAAGCACUGGAACUGCAAAGACUGCACUUGGCCCAAGAGUUCUUCCCAAACUACCUCAGAAAGUGGCACUAAGAAAAAUAGAAACCAGUCAUCAUCUUUCAAUAGAUAAAUCCAAUCAGCUUGCGGAAAUCUUUCAGAAAUCUUCACUGUCCAUCGAUCUACCACAGAAACCACAACCUGGAGACUUGCCCCCAAAGCCUCUGCCUCUGGAACUAACUCAGAAACCUCAAGUGGGAGAUUUACCUCCAAAGCCUGGAGAGCUUCCCCCAAAGCCUCAGCUAGGAGACUUGCCACCAAAACCACAACUUGGAGAUUUACCUCCAAAGCCACAAAUGAAGGACCUUCCUCCCAAACCUCAGCUAGGAGAGGUGUUGGCUAAAACUCAAGGUGGAGAAGCAUCACCAAAGCCUCAGCCUACAGAGGCAAAUCAAAAAUCUCAUUCGUUAGAUCUUUCUCCAAACAUACAAUCUAGAGACAUCGUCCAAAAACAAGCAUCUGAAGAGUCUAAUGACAUAACACAUACCCUGCCAGAAACACCUGUGCCACUUCCCAGGAAAAUAAAUAUGGGAAAAAGCAAGGUUAGGCGAGUGAAGACCAUUUAUGACUGCCAGGCAGAUAAUGAUGAUGAGCUCACAUUUGUUGAAGGAGAAGUGAUUAUUGUAACUGGUGAAGAGGACCAAGAGUGGUGGAUUGGCCACAUCGAAGGACAGCCAGAGAGGAAAGGGGUCUUUCCAGUGUCCUUUGUGCACAUUCUGUCAGACUAGGAGAACAUAGAAACCCUAAACUUGAGCAUUGCACAUUCUUCAUGCAAAACGGGCUUUUAAGCAAAAGCGAACGCUGCUGCCUCCCUGUAAUCCUGUGCACAAUUGUAUAUAUAGCUGCUGUUACAACCAAGAAUUCAUUUAAGUUUCACCUCAUGAGGUUGAAUUAUAUGUAUUGUAAAUAUACUGUGUUAUUCUGCCUUUGCCAGUAUUAUGGUAGCCUUGGAACCUGGCACGCCUUAUUGGGUUUGUUGAAGCCAUCCUCGGCAUCUAGCACUUACAUCUCUGUCUAUGCUGUUAAAAAUAUGUAUGAACCGCCAGCUUUCCAAACAUAGGUGGUCUCCAUCAACCAUGUAACUGUACAGAAAUGACUGUUCCUAAUAACUUGGUAUUCUCAAUAUACAAUUAGCAGAAAGUUAGAAUGAGUGAAUGGUUUUGGACAAUUUAAAAAUCAGUCUGCAGUUUAUAAGUGUAUGCAGUUUACAGUUAUGAAACCCACUUUGGUAUUUAUUUAAUAUAGUACUCAGUUAAGUGUAAUUAUGAAAACAAAUAUUCACUGACUUUACAGAUAACAGUAACGUUUUAUGGUGUGCAUACAGCAUUUCAUGUUUAUAUUAUGCGGACCUUUGCCAAACUGUGAUUGCAGUUCCCCUGUGAUAUUACCUCACUAUAAAAAGUUACAAAUUUCUUUCAUUUGAAAACUUGUGUUAAUGGAAAUUAGUCAUGUUGUUCUUUAGUAGGUAUAUGUGAAAUUUGCUGGUUUCUUUCACUGAAAUCUUAGUAACCGAGGACUUCUAGAAAAUGUUAACUGUUGACAUUAUGCAUGCAUUUAGAUGCUUACUUGAAACCUGCCUUUGUACAAAAGUAGUACUGUAGUUACAUAGCUACAUUUGAAGAACAGAACAGUUUUAACUUAAUUGCUAUUCAAAUUAAUGUGGGCUUGCAACAGUAUUUGUUCAUAGCUAAUUGGCUCUUUGAAAAAUGAUUUUGUGUUUU